UCCUUAAAGAUCUCCAUUUUCGCGCGGGAAGUCGUUGCUGUUGGUAAAGAAGAUCAACCAAUGCCAUACCUCCUGUUUCUGCAAGGUGGAUCGGGUUUUGAAUCCCCGAGACCAACUGAAGGCAGUGGAUGGAUACUUAAAGCUUGUGAGGAGUUUCGUGUUAUAUUAAUGGAUCAGAGAGGAACAGGAUUAUCAACUCUGCUGACAACAUCAUCCAUGCUGCAAUUUAAGUCUGCCUGGGAUUUGGCUGAUUACUUGAAACAUCUUUGUGCUGACAGUAUAGUCAGUGAUGCUGGGUUUAUCUGUGUUCGUCUUGUUCCUGAUACUGUUUAUGGACCUUGCUUUGAGCAGGUUGCUCGUCAGAAUGAAAAGUACUACAAGAAGUAUCCUCAGGAUAUUGAAGUUGUUCGUGGAGUUGCAAACUAUUUGGCAGAAUCUGAAGGGGCUGGGGUUCCUCUUCCAUCUGGGGACAUCUUGACCCCAAGGGGGCUACAACUUCUUGGUCUUUCUGGUUUACGAUCUAGUGCAGGUUUUGAACGCCUUCAUUAUCUGUUUGAGAGGGUCUGGGAUCAUGUAAUAGUCCCAGGAGCACCUAAGAAGAAUAGUUUCUACUUCUUGAAUGCUGUAAGUUUGACAAUUGAUUGGGUUUUGAUUCAAACCCACUCUAUGCUCUUAUCCAUGAGUCAGUUUACUGUCAGGUAGAUUAUGCUGUUUAUUCUAUUCCAUUUGCUUGAUGAGCAACAUUUUGCUGCAUACGUUACCUUUAAAAAGGAAGGAAAAAAAAUCAAUAUGUGGUUGAACAGGUUUUACCAUGGCCAAAUCCAAACAAUACCAUUGGGACUCUUAUCUCAGUUGCAAUAUUCCACUCACAUGUGUGUAUGAUUUGAUUUUUGAGUUAUUUGUGGUUUCUUAAUUCUAUAAAGGGUGCUUCAUCUCGCUAGUCUGCUCAACGACUGAGGGCUAAAUAUGAGAACAAGUUUGAUGCAAUCAAGGCUGCAGGUGAAGGACGCCCUGUACUUUUUACAGGGGAGAUGAUGUUCUCAUGGAUGUUUGAUGAAAUUCAUGCUUUGAAGCGUUUUAAAGAUGCUGCUCAUUUAUUGGCCGAGAAGGAAAAUUGGCCCGUAUUAUAUGACAAAGCUGCAUUAAACAAUAACAAGGUUU
Molecule: messenger RNA, 1161 nt
Organism: Rubroshorea leprosula
Lineage: Eukaryota; Viridiplantae; Streptophyta; Magnoliopsida; Malvales; Dipterocarpaceae
Source: the annotation of a GenBank genome assembly